This is a messenger RNA of Neospora caninum, 16224 nucleotides long. RefSeq lists its product as hypothetical. The record is from RefSeq and is a predicted model, not a curated record. Lineage: Eukaryota; Apicomplexa; Conoidasida; Eucoccidiorida; Sarcocystidae. Gene Ontology annotation, cellular component: extrinsic component of membrane. The transcript has 24 exons. Gene Ontology annotation, biological process: protein retention in Golgi apparatus; protein targeting to vacuole. Bases 1 to 16224 code for a protein of 5407 amino acids.
AUGCUGGAGGCGCUGGUGGAGCGACUGCUGAGUCGCUAUCUGGCUUUGUAUGUUACGGGGAUAAGUCGCGACAAGCUGAGCGUCGCAGUGUGGAGUGGAGACGUCGAGUUGGAAGAUUUGCAGCUAAAGCCUGAAAUCUCCGACCUCUUUGGUUUGCCCUUUCGCGUGGUGUCUGGACGCCUCAAACGCAUUCGCCUCUCCAUCCCCUGGUCAAAACUGGGCUCCGCACCCGUCUGCCUGGAAAUCGAGGGCGUCCACGUCCUCCUCGAACCGAAACCCAUUCCCGAACAAACGGAUGAGGAACUGAUUACACAACUAAGGGAGGCGAAAAAACAACAGAUCGACGUGGUAGAGCAGCAGCUGCUCGAGGCUCGGUCGCAGUUGCUGAAGGCGGCCGACGCGUCCUCUUCUUCGGCUUCGGAGGACCGCGGCGUCUUCUUCAAAUUCGCGAACAAAAUUGUCAACAGCAUUCAGAUCGACGUCCGCGACAUCCACAUCGCCUUCGCAGAUCCCACUCGAGGCUUCAAAAUCGGAGUCCUUCUCGCGGACUGCUCCGUGCACAACACCGACGCGUUGUGGCGGCGCAGCGUCUCUGACAGUGCUAUCUCGCGAGCGACGGGAGCGCCGCUCGUCCUCUACAAGGCCUGCGAACUGAACGGCCUCGCCGUCUAUUGUUCCCUCGCCCUUCGGGAAAGGGAAAAGAACGCGCCGUCUCAAGACACCCGAGACGACGAACGGGCAAAAAGCCGAGAAGCGAGUUUCCGCUCUCUUCCGCGGUCCACGGCCUCUUCGGCGGCGUCGCUACCGCAGGCGUCUGGAGGCUCUCGAGAGGGCCAGGCAGAGACAGUUGAUCCGGAGGCAAAGACCGGACGUCGUCGUGCCCAGGACGCGAGCGAACAUCGAGCCUCGUCCAGCUCUUCCCGCUCGUCCUCCCCGCUUUCGGACGCCUCACGAGGCUUGGAUGCGGAGCGCAGAGGCGGAGACACGAGACCUGAGGACGAAGGUGGAGGAGCGCCUCCCGCAGGGGUGCCGCUGUCCACGGCAGAUGCGGAGGCGUUCUUUUCGGCGCCGAUCACAGAGCGUAACUACGUGUUGAAGCCGCUGCACAUGCGUCUGUUGAUUUCCCACUCGACGACUUUGGGGGAGCUCUGUGCCCGACUCGAGGUGAAGAAGGAGUCGCAAGGCAUCGAGAUCGGCCGCACGCAGUUGAAGGCGGUUCUGGACAUUUCCCACGAGGCUGCGCAGAGACGGCGAAGAUGCGAGAGCCUGCUGCUGCGCAACGUGAACGCCGUCCGCCUCGAUGCCGAGGGUCUGAAAGGCGUCACCGAGAAGGAAUUCAUCGGCCUCUACACGCGCGAAAUCCAGGCCUCGGCGAAUCUUCGGGGUGUCCUGCCGCUGAGCAAGGAAGAGAAGCGCCGACUCCAGACUCUCUACGACGUCGUCGGCGUGCGCCACCUGGCAAAGUGGCAAGCGAUUUGCAAGGAGGCGCUCACGCGGAUCGCCGAGCAGACGCAACAACGGCAGCUGCUUAGACAGCAGGAGCUCGCGCCGCCGCCCGAGCGGCUCAGCUGGUGGGAGUGGGCGACGCAGGGCCGCCGGCAACGCCAGCCGACCGCGCCUCCGGAACACUCUGACGCAGCCAAGCCGGAGGACGACGGCGAAGAGGACCAGCCUCUCCUCACCGAGGAAGAAGUGAACUACAUCGUAAACUCUGUCCAAAGCGACGCGAUCAUGGAGAACAUUGCUGUGCCGACAAUCUACAAGUUGAGUUUCGACCUCGUGCACUUUGGCAUUUCUCUGCGCGACGACGUGUCGGCCGAGCCUGUGGCCGAUUCUGGGCCCGUCGCGUUCUUCUCCACGCCGCUCGCUCUUCAGCAGCGCGCAGCCGCAGCCGCCGGUUCGCUUCGGGCCGACGGCUUGCUGUCGUCUUCGCUGGUUGCCGCCUCUUCGUUGCCUGUCUCCUUUUCGUCGCCGACAGCCUUCCUCGCCAUCGAGCUCUUCAACUGGAGCGCCUCGCUGAACCUGCAGAAUAAGCAGGACGCGUCUGGCGCCGAGAAUUCGCAGUGGACCUUCUCUUUCUCCUUGUCGAAUUUCUGCGUGCGUCACCGAGACCAAAUCAUCAUGCACUUCCGGAAAGACGUCCGAGCAGAAGGCGACGCAGGCGCGCCCGCCGCAGGCGGCGAUACUCCUGGGUCUCCGGCCCCGGAUGCGCUUCCAGCGCCCCUGCCUGUGUCGCCGCUUUCGUCCGGUGGCGGGCUGUUGCGCGAUUCGGGCGCGGCUACCCCGGGCGCCUCGCCCUCCUUCCAGCAGGCUGCAGCGCGCCUCGAGCUUUCGCACGACGUGACGGACGCGGGGAACAUUCUCGGCGUGGUCAUGCGUCUGGCGCCUCUUGUGGCCAGCGUGCGGCCAGACUUGCUGAAGAGUUUGCUCUCCUUCUUCGUGUUCGAAGACCCCGAGGAUAUCCGCCGCCACCGGGAGCGCGAGGAGAAGUCGAUCGCGCAGAGGAAGGCCCUCGCUGCGGCAUCCGAGGCCGACGGCGACGAGCCGCGGGGCAGCGACUCCGCGCGGGCGGACGACGCAGGCGACGCAGGCUCGGCGGCUUCCGAGGACGAGGGCGAUGCGGGUCCGACGCCUGGGGCGAAGCUGGAAGAAGUGGAGGAGAUGAAGAAGACGGAGUUUGUGGAGCACCUCAAGGCGCGCGGCGGGACGGUGUACACCGCGGCUGUGCAGCGGUUUCCGGCGCUGCUUCAGAUCGACGUUUUCAUCGCGGCACCCAUCCUGCACUUCUCGACGGAAGGCUGCGGCCAGGUCGCCCUCCAGUUCGGGACGCUGCUGCUCCGGACCGACGGGACGUGUCCGUACGACGACUUGCGUGGUAUUGUCGAGUUGAACGAGACGCGAAUCAUCUGCCAGCCGCCGAACCAAGAAGAGAUUUCGCUGCUCCGGCCGAUCCCCAUCCGCGUCCACCUCAACCUGAAGCGGCAAGAAGACCUCCAAAUCAGUUUCCUCCUGGAGGAAAUCUUCCUCGAACUCACCCCGGAAGCCCUCGCCGUGCUCCUCGCCGUCCCUGCGUCCGUCGCCAAGUCGCUGAUCGAAGUCAAGAAGGCGCGCAAGGGCCAGGGCGACGCAGACGGGGAGCCCAGCGAAAGUCCUGGAAGCGACGACGAGGCGGCGGGCCGAGCUGAGGCGCGAGGCGGGGCCCUCGGAGACAGGCGAGGGACAGGCAGCGGGCCGGCGACCGGAGAAGAGGCGAAGCACGCGCGGAGGCUCGCCCCGCGCGGCCAAGACGUCCAGCUCUCCGCGGCGACCGUGUCAGCAGCGAAAGAGAUUGCGGCGGCUUCCGGGGCGGCGACAGACGAAGGCGGAGGCCCAAUGGCUCCCUUCUCGGGAGAGUCCGAACUCGGCGCGCUCGCGCCCUCGAAGCGACGCCUCAACGUCAGCUGCAGCUGCUGCAUCGAUCACUGCGGCUUCGUCAUCCACGCGGCAAGCCCGACGACGCGCCCCGCGCCGAAGGCUCUCGCGCGGAAUGGUCUCACGCUCUCUGGAGACGCGCCUCCUCCGCCUGCGCCCGCGGACUGGGGCGCGCGUGGACGCGAGGGCGUGGCAGUGUUACGAGCUGAGUUCUGCUCAAUGACGGUGCAAUUGCAGGCGGACGUUGCCGAGGGGAAGUACUCCGGCUGGGCUGAGCUCCAGCGGGUGUUCGUCUCCGACCCGUCCACGGCCUCGCCGCUCUUCCUCACUCUCCACGAGACAGAAAUGCAACUGACCGACACGCAGCUGUACGAGACGAUGGCGACAUCUGUUCAGGUGGUGUCGGGCGCCUCGGGCGGGUCCGCGAGUGGGGCUGCGUCGAUCCCGCUGCCUGCGCCGUCGCCCUCCGGCGGGGCCCGGCCGCGAACGCCGUCGUCGCCUUCUUCACGAGUCUCUGGGCCACUGUCUCCUCACGACACGAAGGAGAGGAAGAGCGACGCCGACGACGACUCCGAGUUUCAGGACGCGAUCGAAGAGCGCGAGAAGUCCGUGCGAGUCGACUUGACUGCCUUCGUCCCCAGGCGGCGCCCGGGCGUCGCUUCGACAGCGGAGCCCAGUGACGGCUAUGCCUAUCCAGAACUCGCCCCGCAACUCGGGGCGAGUGCUGGGCGCUGGGCCGCCUCCGCGUCGCCGGUCAUCGCCCCUGGACCUGGGGACCAGCCGGAAGUCUCGGUCGCGAUCGCCACAGCAACGGUGGAGGUGCACUGGCAGCAGGAGAGCAUUAAGCAGAUUCUCGAGACGCUCCGGGAGUACAAGCGUCUGAUGCAGAACAAGUUGCAAGUCCACCUCGAGGAGUUGCGGGAGACUGCGAAGCAUGGCGACUACACGUUUCUCUCCAAGGAGGCCGUCGCAGCCAUGCAGGAGACACUGCACAGCGUCCAGCAGUCGCUCGCCUACAUCGACGUCCAGCAGCAUCUGAACGCGGCCUCGCCCCGGCCCCCGCCCGGGCCCGCGCCGGAUGAGGUUGCGACCGCGAAGGGCCAUGCGAGCCCUAGCCGACGGCAGGCGCCCCAAGGUGCGUGGCGAGGCGAGGGCGAGGAGGCACAGAGCCAGACCGCGGGGGAGCGGGAGGGCGGAAGAGGCGAUGAACGCGCUGAGGCGUGGAUGGCUUCAGGCUUGGCCUACGGCGGCGACAUGCCGCCGCUCGCAACCGAGGGACACGUCGAGGCUUCCCAGCCCGCCGCUGGCGCGUCCGGAGGCGGCCAAACCGAAGGCGGAAUGCACCCCAUGGUGAUGCUGAAUCUGAAAGUCAAGGGCGCCGCCAUCGCCUUCUGGAAAGAGAAGCACAUUUUCUCCCGAAUGGGAAUUCGCGACUUCGAGAUGCAAUACAACAUGUUCGAGAACGGAGACGGCACGGUAGACCUCGAAGUCGGCGGCGGGGCGAUCAUCAUGGAGGAGCGGUGCAUUCUGGCGCCGAGGGGAGAGAGAACGGAGUCGGCGUCUAGCGGCUCUCGAGAAUCCCUGCCCAAAGACUCUGGAUCGCGAACUCGAAGCCAGACAGACAGAAGGUCGAGUGCCGCGUCCCAGCAGUCGGCCUCCCUCUUCAGUGCUCGAAUUCGCCACUAUGUUGGUGUUGACCCUGUCUCCAAGACUCCCUUGCCUUACUCAGUCUGUCUACAAGGCGUCUUACACCAGGUUUGCUAUGUGUACUACCAGAAGGACGUGACGAAGUUGCUGGAGUACUUGAAUGACGGCAUUUUCAACGUUUUUAUCACCAAAUCGUACCACGCGAUGAAGCAGGCUGCGACGCGUUCGUAUUUUCUGUUUGCGGUUGAAAUCGCCUGCCCCGUCUUUAUCCUCUGUGAAGACAAAGAAAUCAUCCCCGGCUACGUCCCGUACGUGCCUGCAAAGAAGCGGGACGCUUCAGCGCGAAGCCCGUAUGGCUCGCCGCCUCCCUCUGCUCGCAGCCCGAUCACGCCGUCUCCAACUCUCUCUCGCGCGUCUUCUUCUGCCUCUGCGAACAAAGGCUCUCCGGCCGCCUCUUCUUCUUCUUCCGCUUCUGCUCGGGUUGAGCGUGCGUCUUCGGCCGGCGCGCCGAGUGUCUCUGCUGCUUCGUCUUCGGCCGGCGCGCCGAGUGUCUCUGCUGCUUCGUCUUCGUCGGCGCUGGCGUACGCGGCGUCGCACUGCGCGGUCGACUUGGUUGGCCUCGGCAGUUACAUCACGCUAGACUUGGGACACUUGAGGGUGCGCAACGCGUACAUGUGGGAAGACGAGAUCCCUGCAGACGGCGACGCGCUGGCGCCGGAGAGCCAGGAAGGCGAACCCCGCGCCUCGAGUGUGGGGCAAGCGGCGCCGGGCGGCUCGCGAACGCCGCUCCCGACUGCGGUCUCCGGCGACGACGAGCGGCGCGGAUCCCCGUCCACGUCUUGCCGCGUCUUCACCCUCAGCGUCGAGAUGUUCGGCCUCGCCAUUGGGGCUGUCGACAACUCGACUUCGUCUUUGUCUACGCCUGUGGCGUCUGCGAGGUCUUCGAGUCUGGCGCCUGCGUUCAGGACCACGCGCGCGGAGGCCUCAGGGCGGCAAGCCUGUCACGCCUCGCGGCACGUCGAAGGGUGUCUCCUCGAGACCGUGGACGUCGCGGUGGCUUUCCGGUCUUCGCGCGGCUUCGUCGCCGUCGAGCUCGACACCACGCCCUGGCGGCUGCGGCUCUCGCGGCAACAACUGACCUUCGUGCUCGACGUCGUGAACGAAAACCUCGCAGGCAAGAGCUACCGCCCGGCCCCGGUUGUCCUGACCACCCCGGGCGUCCUCCCCACUGCGAAGCCGGAGGCUCUUGGCGGGUCUCCGACGGCUUCGCAGGCGCAGGCGCACGGCCUGUCCCCCCCCCUGGCUGGGGCCGGCAGUGGCGAGGCUGACGCGGAGCGCGUCGAGCAAGUCCGGCAGGCCCUCGAGGACUCGCCGGUGCGCGUCCGUCUCCGCAUGACCGUCCCCCAGCUGCUUCUGGAGGCGUCCUUUGGGCCCGAGGCGCCCCUCGCGCUCUUCUCCCUCCAGAACGUAGUGGCGGGCGCUGAAGUCACGAUCUUCUCGCUCUACUUCACGUACCGCUUUGUUCUCUGCGCACAGUCGUUCGCGAUCGACGACAUCCGCUCGACCAGCGCAAACUUCUACAAGCGUCUGGCCGAGUGUGCAGGCGCGCCGGUUGCCCCAGGCGAACCCCUGGCAGUGGCGCCUGCGCCCUCGUUCGCGUGGCGAGACGAGGCGAGGGGCGCGAGAGCGGAGACACUCCGCAGUGGGGAGUCGGCCCGCGACGAGAUGCAGGCCUUCUUCGCCGACCAGCGCCGGCUCCUCUCGCGGAAGCGGUCGAGUUUGGGCGCGUACACGUCGCUGUUCUCUGCGGGGGCGAGGACGCAGGCGUCGGCGAACUUCCCGGAGGCGCCAACCGCCGACGGCGAGGGAGAGAUCGACAGUGAGGGCGUCGUGGACGCGCUGCGCCCCGCCAUCAAAAUCGAGUUCGCGUCUUCGCUGGAAGAGGGCGGCAUGCACAUCUCGAUCCACAACGCCACCAUCUACUUGCUCAUGGUCCAACUGAUGGACUUUAUUUCCUACUUCACUUCUUCCUGGGCGUUCAGCACGAUGCGCUGCUACCCGAAACCCGCGCCGCCCGUGUUGCACCGGAGCGCGCCGGCUGCGGGCCCCGCACACGGCGGCGACGCCCCCGACGGAGACAGCGACGGAGACGCGUGCGCCGACGCAGGCGACCGGCCGAGAAAGCUAGCCCGCGGGCGUCAUGUGGCCUCACCCCUCGUGGGCCCUGCGGCUGCGGUCGCGGCGGCCGCGGGGGCGCAGCGCGCGGGCGAGGUCGGCGCGUUUGCGUCCGUCGAGACAGAGGCGGAGCCGCCGCUGGCCGCGUUUGGGAGCGCCGAUUCGGGCCCUCUAGCUCGGUUUUCAACCGUCGCGGACGAGGACGCGCCUCAACGCUUCGCGUCCUGCUGCGGAGAGGACGACGGCGAGGCGCCGCGGGCGUCCAAUGACCAAGUUCUCCUCCCCGCGAGUGCCGUGCUUCCUGAGAUGGGGCCUCGAGACAAACCGUUUCGGAUCACUGUCACCGUGUCGAGCGGACGCUUCAUUCUCUACACGGAUCUGAAGAAGCCGACGGCGCCGAUUCUGCAGUGGACGAACGACUUCUACGUGAAUAUGGUCAGUUCGGCGGACGCCCUUCAAAUGAAAAACAUCGACAUUCUCGACUGCCGGAUUGCGCGCCUCGACGUCCACCCGCCCUUCUCGCCUUUCGCCGCAAGGAGUCCGCGACGCCGAGGCGGGCCCUUCGCAGACAGUCCCUCCUCGCCUCGCAAACUGUCGCGCAGAUCCUCGACGUCUCUCUCCGGGGACAGGCCUGGCGACGCCGAUGCCGGAGGCGAUCCCCGGCGCGCGCCGUCUCUCGCGCAGAUCUCGGGGGUACUCGCCGACGUCCACCUCAUCCCCGUCCUCGACGAGUCGUCGGCCGUGCUCCUCUGCGAGGCCUUCCGCGUCCAGGGCCAUGGCAGCUAUCGCUCGGUAGACGCACAGGAAGAGUAUCGAAAGCAAAAGGCAGAGGCUAUCGUGCUCGAGACGCGCGGAGGCCUUCGCGCGUCAGGACAAGCUGGGCUGGCGGGCGAAGGCGGGAAAGACGGGUCGGGCGCCGCGCACGCGGCGCGGCUCUCGAGCGACGCCUACCGCAGCUCGGUCUUGGCCACGCGACAGCUGCAGAGAGCGCUGAAGCAGCGAACUGCGGGGAAACCCCCGUUCGCGGCGACGCUCGUUCCAGAACAAAUCAAAGAAAUGGUGGGCGGCCGCAAGGGCGGAACGGAGGAAGAGGACGGGCACGCGGACGAAGACGCCGGCAGACAUACGAGCAGGCCGGAGCAGCCAGGCGGGAGUGAGAAGAAAGACGACACUCAGAGCGGGGACGAAACGGAGCCGCCGACGACGGGGAAAGCCGACGAAGACAAAGUCCUGCUCACCGAUUUCGUCCUCGUCUUUGAUAUUCCUGUGUUCUUCCUCCGCGUCUCGAGUCGCGACAUCGCGCUCCUGCUCGCCGCGGCUACGACGAUCUACGCGGACACGCCGUCGGUGAAUCCCGACGAGCCGUCGCCGCCUGUGCGGCCGCCUCCUCCGGACCCGCGUCUCUUGCCCUCAUCGGCCGAGAAGCCGGUGGGCGCGGCCGCGUCUUCUGGGCCGAGUCCCGACGACGCGCCCCCGGAGGCAGUCGCCGCCGGCGCCGGGGACGUGUCUGUGAGUCGGGCUUUGAAGGUGGACGUGAAGCUGCACGGAGUGCACUUGCUGCUGUUGGACGACUUGCGCGCGUCGGUCGUGCCGCUCGUGCGGAUGCGUCUCUCAGUCGCGAGCAUUUUGAUUGAGAAGAAUGUGCAGCAGUUUCUCCUACGCCUGAAGGAUCUGCACUGCGGCUUCGACUACUUGAACCACCGGAUGGGGUCUUGGGAACCGUUCGUCGAGCGCUUCUGCGUCACGGCGAUCUACCGCUUCGACUACGAGGAGGCGGAGCGAACGCGGCAACAACUCCAAAGCAAAACGACAGCGCCUUCCUCGGCGCUCUCGCCCUCGCUGUCCCCGUCUCUGAGCUCGUCGCCGAACACUCCGGCUCUGCCGACGUCGGCCGCGUCGGCGGCUGCGGGGCCCGCGACGGGGAUCGAAGAUCCCUGGCGAUCCUUCAAGGCGGUGAAAACCUACCUGGUCACCUCGACGUCUCCGCUGUGGCUGAACGUGACUCCCGAGCUGUGUAAGCUGCUCGCCUGGUUCGUGCCCUACCUCGCCGCCCACCUCGGGGACGUGGGCCAAGCGACUGAGCGCGGGCGCCGCGACGAGCGGCUGCGUAGCAUCGAGGAACCCGCCAGUGAAGGCACCUCCCGGCAGGCUCGGCCGCCCCGGCCCGACGGGCGCGAUGGGGGACUCUUCGCCACGGGCGUCGCGCCGGACGAGUCCAAAGACGAGCACCUGGCCAGUUCUGCGCGGGCGGCGGAAGACGCGGACACGCGGCCAACCUACGGGCGCGCCGGCGAGGCGAAGCAGACCGAGCCCGACAGGCCAGAGGACGAGCGAGGGUUUUGGAAGCCGGGCGAAGCGAGGGACCGGGAAGCGCGGAACGGCGAGGACGACACCAAGUCGAACGCGGCGUUCCGCUACGUUAAUUUGAGUGGGAAUUGCCUCUACGCGUUUACGCUGAUCGAAACGAAGGGCCGAGCCGCUGCGGAUGCCGCCCAGCCGCAAUCGGUCGUGGGGCCCUCCAUAGCGCGGAUGGCGUCCCGCCACCGACAGCUUUCCUCCUUCUUCCGCCCGGCCUCGCUGCCGACGGCUUUCGAGCGGAAAACCACGCGCGAGAUGCCCGCUGCGGCGAGUGCCUCGAACGCUGGACUCGGGACCAAGGCGCAGCAGACUGUGGGCGUCCUCGUGCUGCUGCAGCCGACAGGCACGGCGAUGCCUUUGGACGACUUGACUCAGGGCCUCACGGAGGAGGCGUCGCGCCGAGCGCGGCGCCGCCAGCGGGUGUACCUGGCCCGGUGUCCGCCAGUGGGCGCAGUCGACCGGCUCUGCGCGAUGUUCCCCGACGUGCCGCGAGCGGCGAUCCUUCGGAAUCUGAACAUGACGCAGGACGUCGCUGCGACCGCGAAUGCGUUCCUCGUCCGGAGCCAAGCGCGGUCGGAGACGGAGGCCUCGGGGAGCAGCGGGGCGCUCUCGGGACGGGCCCGGGCCGGCGCCGAGGAGACUCACCCGAGAAGCAGGGACAGCGAGGACGACAGCCGCGCGCCGCCCAAACUGGCGUGGGACCUCUCCCCGGCGGAAAUCGGGCCCUUCCCCCGAGGCAUGCUGGCGGUCGCUGUGGACAUCAUGCGCAACUGUUGCGUCACGCUCCUCCCGCCGUUCUCGUACGCGGGCGACACCCUCCAGGCUGGGGCACAGAGCGCGGGUUUCCUGGACCUCCCAGAGUACACAGACCUCGCCGCGACGGGGGCGCUCUCCUGGGCGUCGCUGCAGGGCGGGGCUGCGGGCGCCCGAGGCAAAGGGAAGAGUGCGUCCCGGAAGAGCGCCGCAGACGGCGGGCCGUGGAGUGGAACGGACUCGGACGGCCGGAGCACUCUCAAGUCGUCGGCCUCGUUCGCGCCGCACACCUUUGCGAGUCGCCAGUUCCAGAAACUGAAACACAGCAUGUCUUCUGCGACGCUUAGGGCCACGGGCAGCGCCGAGAAGGGUCCUUUCAAAGCCCUCUCCGGGGAAUAUGGCCCCGCGGUCGAGUUCGGCGUUGGCGAGGGCGGGGCGCGGGGACUUCGCCCCACGGCCUUUUCGCCCGACCACGCCGACAGCAAAAGGGACGGCGACGACCGCGAGACAGUGUCUCCGGCCCACGCCGAGAGCGCGGCGGCCACGGCUGCCUUGCACGCACAAGCGUUGUCUCGCACGGGCUCUCGAAGCGCGGGCCAGGCGCCGAGUCCCUCCAAGACUCUCGGCGGGAUCCGCCGCUUGGGCGGCACGACCACCAGCGUCGCGGGAGGCCCUGACGGGGCCGGCAGCCCCGCGGCGAGCGCCGCCAGCCUCCCGUCGGUGCCCGAUCUGUGCGCGUCUGGGGGGCGCCUGGCGGGUCUCUCCGGGGCUCUCGGCCAGCGGACGACCGUGGGCCAGGCGUCGUCGAUGCGCGACAGCCUCCAGAGGUCGGCAGGUUCGCUUUCCAUGCUCCCCGCGGCCCCGCGCGAAAGGGAAAAGAGCCUCAUCCUGCCUGCGGGAUCCUCCGGCUACCGCGACUUCCUGGACGCCGCUGCGGCUGCCGACGACAGCGGCUUUUCGUCUGUUUCCGAGCUUCCAGGGAUCGGCGCUUCGGUCCGCGCGUCGGCGCUUUCUUCUGCGCCGCGCGGCGCCCCUUCGUAUGGAGGUCCCGGGGCGAGCUCGUCGCUCCCGUUCAGCGAGGAGGUUUUCCCGUUUCUCCCCUUUCCGUCGGCGAAGCACGAACUCGUCUGCGAGGUGAUUAGUCCGCACCCGUCCUACAAGUUGCUCAUGGUCACGUCCACCGUCAAGCUCUUCAACUACAGCGGCCUCCCGCUCCAGUUCUGUUUCCUCGACAGCCAACUGAACCCACUGCUCCUCCCGUGCGCGGAGGCGCGGAAGGCGCGAACGGACGCAGUAUAUGGCGUGUCGUCCGCGAUGGCUGCCGAAGGCAGCGCCUCUUUGUCCCCCAGGCAGUCCUCGUUCCACCGGAUUUUCUCUUCGCAUCCGGAGCUGAGAGUCGUCCCGCCCUGGCUGAAGGAGAAGGAACUCCUGAUUGAGAAGCAAGUCGCGCGCGAAGUUCAAGAGCAAAUCGACAACGUCUUUCUGCUGGACGAGGACGCCUCGCUCAUGGCCAACCGCGCGCCGUCCUCUCUGUCUGGGACGCCCUCACGCGUCACCUCCUUCCACGCCUUGAGCGACGCAUGCGGUCGAGGCCGCGAAGAAGAGACGCGCCGCGUCUCGCCCGCGUCGCCGGGGGCGUCCUCCCGAGGCGGCGGCGCUGACCGUGGCGAAGACGAGAGAGAUAAAAGAGAGUUGUAUCGCGCAACUUACUCGUACACCUUUCUCCUCGAAGAUAAACACUUCAUGUCCGUGCCGCAACCCGCGAUCCUCGGCGCCGGCUGGUGCUAUCUUUGCUUCCGUCCGGCGGCCUUCGCGCAGGAGGGCGAAGAAGACCCAAAGCGCGGGCGAAGAGAGCAAGAUCGAGACGCGCCGAGCGGCAACGAAGCUGCCUGGGACGCCUUUCCGUCUCCUCCAGACAUGAGCAGUCUCGCGGGGUGGACGGACCUCGUGGACACCCGGCAGCGCAUGGAAGGCCUGCGCUGUCGGCAAAGCGCGUACGUUCCGCCCGCGAUACGCGCUGCGGCUGAGCGGCGCGGCAAAGCGGCGCGCGCUUCCGUGGCUGACCGCAGGAGCGGGGCGGGCGAGGACGGCGAGCACCGCGACUCGCGGAGUUCUGGAGGCAGCCGGCGCAGCAGUGCAGACGGUGUGUUGAUCAAUGCGGAGCACAACAUGUACUUUUUGGUGAACAUCGAGGGGCGGAAGAGCGGUCUGCCUGCGGAGAAGGACAUCCGAGAAAUCAGCAUUUUCCCGGCGUUGACGCUGAUCAAUGCGGCGCCGGUGGACCUGGACGUGAGCUUGGUGCCUUCCGCCAUCGAUAUGAAGGUGAAACAUCUCCUCGCCGCGUCCCUGUCGGGAGUGGAGAAACUGCAGCAGAUGCAGGCGUACCCUAUCCUGCGCGCGACGCUGCUGAAGCAGAGCACCUUCUACGCCUACGACGUGCCGCCCAACCGCCAGCUGAAAAUGAAACUCAAAUUUGCGCGACUCGAAACGGCCGGAUGGUCCUCGACGAUCAGCGAUCUCAUGAACACCGCGGACGAAGUGGUCAGUCGCCUCCUCCUCCCGGCGAAACACUUUGCGCCUGUGGAACUGGAGGUUCUCCGCGACAGUUCGGAAGUCGCCUCCUCGCUGGCCUUCGUCCAGGAGAAGCAGCUUUCCGUCGUGAUUUCUGCCCCGCGAUGCUUCAUCGACCGCACGGGCCUCGGGUUCCUGCCGGUCAAGGACGGCCAGCAAUACCCCGUCUUCGACAAUCAAAUCAUUCUGCUUGGCGACUCGACGCUUCCCGAGGUCAGCCUCGUUCUGCCGUACUCGUCCCAGUCCAGCGCGCAGGGUGCCUCGGCCCGCGCCUCCAGAGCCCCGUCCAGCGUCGUGCAGUGCUCGAUCGACGUCCCGGCUCUCGGCGGCUUCAGCCACGCAACUGCCGUCACGCAGGGCCGCUGCUUCACGCUCUGCAUGAACACAGAGAAAAUCGAUCCCGCAGAAACAGGAGGCGUUCUAAGCAGGGUAGUCUCGCUUCUGCCGGAAUACAUCAUCUCGAACUUUUUGCACGGUGUCAUCUACUAUCGGCAGUACGGCACCCAAGGACCUGUCAUCGAAGUCAAGCCCAACUCGAGCUAUCCGAUCUACUGGAGCAGCGCGGAUCUGCCGUUCGCCUUCCAGUUUCGCCCGGGCACCACCGAGGGCUACGCGUGGUCUGGGCCGAUCAUCGCGUCUGAGGAAUUCGCCGGCCAGAAUUGGUUGGUGCUCUACAACGGAAUAGGCAAUUCUGCUCCAGGCGUGUUUGACGUCGAAGUGUGCCCGGACAACGGCGUGAAGAGCGUCUCGCUCCGCCACAGCUGCGACGCGUCCGGGGGCUACGUUCUCAUCAACAAAUGCAAAGCCCUACAGAAGGUCAUGGUGCACACUUACCACUACGAGAUGGCAUUCCAGAACUCCGCCUCUUCCUCCGGGACGCAGCGCUCGGGCAGUGACGGCGACAGCGCGCCCCAGAAGGUACCAGAUUUCGACUUCCACUUCUUCGCGCAUUACGGCGAAAGCGUGCACUUUGGAUGGCCCUUCCCUUUCACCUACGCCUCGCGACCGUGCCAAGUGCUGUUGUGGAUCGACAGUCGCACGGUGGCGCCGAAGAAGCCGAUCGCUCUGGACCUUCGCGUGCCUCAACACAAGCGGUACGAAGUGAGCCUGGGCCUGCGGAACAUGCCGAGAAUCAUCGUCCGAACAGAAAAGCGCGGCGACUGUGUGGUCAUCGAAAUCCGCUCGAAGCCUGGAACCGGCGAUCUGUCUUCGCCGGAUGGAGUCGAGGACUCCAGCGGCGAGGAUCUCACGAGCAUGCACUUGGCCAUAAACAUGGCGGAGCUCGGCAUUUCGCUCAUUUCUGAGAGCUUGCGACAGGAGCUCUGCUUCGCGGAACUGUCGCAGGUGGCCCUGGGCUUCCAGCAGAAAGGCGAGCGGCAAAAGCUGCUCGUUCGCUUGGCUGACAUUCAAAUCGACAACCAACUGGCUGACGCCCAGAAGCCGGUGCUUCUCGCGAAUCGAGGAGGCGCCGGCAGCAGUCAAGGAGACGCCUGGGGAGCCGACCGCUACGCCUCCAGGAGCUUCUUGACCAUCUUCGUCGUUCGCCACCACGCGCUGAGUCGCGACUUGGCCUUGAGGCGCGUCCACGUGGAGGUCGACACCUUGGAAGUCGAAAUCGACGCAGACAUGCUGAACGGGUUGAACGAUUUUUUUCACGCCUGCCUCGACUCGCUGGGUUUGCGCGGCAAGCGCGGUAUCCGAGGAAGCGGCGCGUCGACUGGCCCGGGCCAGGGGUCGGACUCGAGCGAGGGCGGCCGGCUGACACGCGCGGGAGUAACAGGGAAGGAGUUGCAGUUUUGGGUGCACCAUCCGCUGCAAGAUGGCUACGUGCCUCCGCCAUUGCCAACCGUUUUAUCUCUCGAGAGCCUCGUGAUUGAGCGCUUCGACAUCUACUGCUGGUGCUCCUUCGUCCUCGACAAGAUGCACAUGCUUUCCGACCUUCUCAAGGUCGGCUUGCGCAUUCUCAUGGCUUCAGGACGCCUCGAACUCAUGGGCGCGCGUCUCCAGUUUCAGCGAGGGGAAUUCCGGGCGAUACGCGGCAGCGCGCGCACGUUUUUGGCGUGUCUCCAAGACCGGUACACGCACCUUCUCCUGAGUUCGAUUUUCUCGUCUUUGGGGCAGUCGUCGCUGCUCAAUCUCCCGCGCAUGCCCUACGAGUUCGGCAAGAACACGAUCGGCUUGGCGGCGAACGCCGUGGACAGCGUCAGCGCGGGCCUCGGUUCGCUCCUCUCCACGCUGACCUUUGACUCGGAGUACAUCAACCGCCGGCAGCGGGAGCGCGUGCGGACUGCGAGCAGCAUGCGAGACGGGUUCUUGAACGCGGGGAAGAACAUCGGAGAAGGCGUCUGGUCCCUCACCAACAUCGUCACGAAGCCGAUCGAGGGUGCGCAGCGCGAAGGCGUCGGCGGGUUCUUCAAGGGCAUUGGCAAGGGCCUCGCCGGCUCCCUCGUGAAGCCCCUCGACAAAGUCGGUCAGGCCGUCUCGGACAUGACUCGCGGGAUCAAAGCGGAAGUCUCGAAGCCUCUCGGCGGAAGCAAAUGCCGCACCGAGCGACGCCGGAAACCCAGGAUGCUCUGGGGCGAGUACGGCGAAAUCAGGCCCUACGACGAGCGCGAAGCGUCCCUGCGCGAGUGUCUGGGCCUCCAAGUCAUUCGGCGGCUCCUAAAGUGCAUCACGGUCCUGCGACAAGAGACGCUUCCGGCGCGCCAUCUCGCGCUGCUCUUCUAUCCGAAAGAUGUGUUCUUUGUGGAUUUGUAUGGCAACCGCGGCGUGCCGCCUUCCGCGUCGGGCAGUCAGUCGACUUCGGGGAGCGGCGGGGCGUCUGAGGACUCCGAAGAGCCGGGCAGAAAUACGCGAGCUUACAUUGUCUGGCACAUCAGCAUCCCGUUGAUCAAGGAAGUGCGCGCGAGCACGCAUGGAAUCAUUAUCCGCACGUGUCUCCCCAGCGCCGCGCAGCCCGCGGGGAACGAAACUUCUGCACGGGGCGGGAGGCUCGUUGGAGGCCAAGACCCGAGCGGCCAGACGAUUGCAGGCAAAGGAGCGGGCUCCGCGACGCUGUCGUUCGCGGCGUCGAGCGAUGACGGGCGAGCAGGGGUCGGGAGUGCGGCAAAAGGGAAAGACAGAGGCGAUAGAGAUGCUGCGACGACCUGGCGGAGAGGCGAGAAGUUCUACCAAGUCCCGUGCCAAAGUGCAUCUCUCACGCGACAAAUCUACCAAGAACUGUUGGAGGCACAGAGCAGCACGAGUGCCGUGGUCGAGUUGGGUAGCUGGCGCACUAUGCAGUACGCCAAGUACCAAGACGAAGACUAA